AUGCUGAUUUGUUCAGCAAAUGGCAAAUUUCCCCAUCCAACAGAAGUAGAAAAAAAAUCAGUGGAAAAUGGUUUUGAAAAUCCUAACGAAAUAAUACAGAGUUCAGUCAGCAUAGUAACUUUAGGAAAAGCCGAUGAAAACCCGAUUUCGAAUGGAGAGAAGAUGAAAAUGAGUUACAAAACUGAAGGAAUCAAAAGUAAGAUAGAUGAAAUAGCAAACGAUCAGAAGAAAUUAAAAGUAGAUCGGCAAAAGUAUGGUAACAAUAUUCCAAAUGAUAUCCAUGAAUCAAAGCAAAAUUCAACUACAAGAAUGAUUGAAUUUGUAGAGGCUACGAUGAAAAAACACGAAGAAAUAGAAAUUAUUGAGCCUUGCGUACUGGGCGAUGCAAAUAAUUACUUGUCGUGGUGGCUCCAUAAAAAUGGUUCCCUCGUAAAUCAAGGCAUUUCUUCGUAUGGAUUUCAUAUUGAUUUGUCAUCAACACGAGUCAAUGGUUCUCUAGAGGUUAUAAUGAUGAAUGAAAUGAUGAACAAAGCGCAGAAUGAUAUUGUCUUUCUUAGCAUGGCUAAGAUGAAUCUGCAAAAGGUUCCGUUAGAAGCGUUGCUUGUAGUAAGAACAAGUGUUCACUAUUUAUCUUUAUACGGCAAUAAUUUUUUUAUUGCUCCAGUUUUAUAUGGAAGCUUUCAAGAAUUUGACUGGGCCCGCUUCCCUAAUUUGAGUAAUUUGGAAGAACUUGAUCUACGAAACUGUGCAAUAAAUUACAUCGCCCAAGGUCUAUUUGAAGAUAUGCCUAAACUAAAAAAAUUAUAUCUUGCCCACAAUCGUCUUUCCGAAAUAUCAUCUGAUUUAUUUAAAUACACACCAAGUUUAGUGCAUUUAGAUAUUAGUUACAAUGAUGUUUAUUACGAAGGAUCUCCAGGAUUAUCAAAAGAUCCAUAUGAACGAUUUGUAGAUGGACUUGUCAUAAGCGAUGAUGCCUUUUCUGGUUUGAUCAACAUUGAAACUUUAGAUUUUUCAAAAACUAAAAUAUCUCCGAUCAGUGCUAGAGCUUUUGCUAAACUUGGGAAAAGUCUUAAACAUCUAUCACUCUGCUAUACCGAUUUACCAUUAAUCAAUUCAAAUAUGUUCAAUAACACAACACUAAGAGUACUGGAUCUUUCUGGAAAUCCGACCACAUCAUCGGUUGUACUUUGCGACGCAUUUUCAGGAUUACAGGAUACUUUAGAAGUUUUAUUUUACAGAAAAUCGAAUGUCAAAUAUUUAGUUGGUUUGAAUAAACUCAAAUCAUUGAAAAUUCUUCAUUUGGGAUGUAAUAUUAUAAGUGUUUUGCAUAACGACACAUUUGCCGGAUUACCAAAUCUGGUAAUACUAGAUUUGAGUAAAAAUCAUAUUAAUAAUUGGUACACCAGAGUUUUUGCAAAUAACACUAAAUUAGAAAUGAUAAAUUUGCGCCAAAAUAAUAUCAAUUUAAUGAGCCAAGAAAUGAUGCAAGACUUCCAUAAACUACGUUACUUGGCAAUUGGUAGAAACAAUUUUGUAUGCAACUGCAGAGUACGAGACUUUAUAGAUGUUAUGAAGAUGACAGCACAUCAUAAUCCAGAGUUAUCCGAGAUUAAAGAUGUCAUAAAUAAUAUGCUUUUAGAUGACCUGACAAAUCAGAUAGUAGCUGAAACUUAUCUUUAUGACAUUGAAAAUUUUCAAAAUUAUAAUGAAUACGAACAUUCAAGAUAUAUCUACCGCUCAAACGAACUUGAUUCAACAAUCAAUUCUGAUUUCAAAUCAGUUGAAAUUUCAAACAACUUCUCAUUGAACUUGACUUUACGCAGUCAUUCAUUUAAAACAAAUAAAGUAGAGAAAAAUAUGUCAACUUUUUUUCAUUUUGAUCAUACUAAUGCACUUUUGAAUAACAGCUUUAUUGUAAUUGACUAUAGCCCCGAAGAUUAUCAAUGUGUAGAAUCAAAAUCAGGUGAUCGAGUACCUUUCCAUAAGGUGGAACCAUGCCCAACAAGCAUAUUAGAAGAGACAGAGUACAUACUAAAGGCCUGGCAAGUAUUUUUAAUAGCAGUGAUUUCUAUAAUGGCAUUUUUAUGCAUCUCUCUAAUUAUUUACCGCAAGUGGUUUUACUUGAAAUAUUGUUUCGGAUUGAUGCGAAAUGCAUUAGUUCUCAGCUGCAUGGAUAAAGAAGUAGAGCAGUUUAGAAAACGCGCAAGUCAAUCAACAUUUUUAGACUAUUCAUAUGACGUAUUCAUAAGUUAUUGUGAUGAAGACAGAAUGUGGGUUCUUGAUGAACUUUUACCCAAUAUAGAAAAAAAUGAUAUUUCAGCUUGCUUACACGAAAGAGAUUUUGUUGUGGGAAUGAGUAUUUUGGAUAACAUUGUUUAUUGCAUGGACAGAUCUAAAGUUCUUCUCUUAGUGGUGAGCAAUCAGUUUCUAAGCAGACGCUGGUGUCAGUUUGAAAUGCAUUUGGCGCAAUACCGAUUAUUGGAAACUAUGAGAGACCGCCUUAUUCUAGUUUUGUUAGAAACUAUUCCACGGGGCAAGCGACCAAAAACUUUAAGGUACCUAAUGGCCACCAAAACCUAUAUACAGUGGCCAACCAAUACAGAAGAGCAAGGCAUAUUUUGGAAACGCUUAAAGAAAGCCUUGGCAUUAGAAGAAGGAAACCUUGAUAAGAGUACUAUUUCAUUGGCUUAA
Messenger RNA from Ctenocephalides felis (cat flea), 2691 nucleotides. Its product is annotated as toll-like receptor 13. Gene Ontology annotation, biological process: immune response; inflammatory response; toll-like receptor signaling pathway. Gene Ontology annotation, cellular component: membrane. Lineage: Eukaryota; Metazoa; Arthropoda; Insecta; Siphonaptera; Pulicidae. Gene Ontology annotation, molecular function: transmembrane signaling receptor activity; protein binding. The record is from RefSeq and is a predicted model, not a curated record. The transcript has 5 exons. The coding region runs from base 1 to 2691 and encodes 896 amino acids.